AUGUCUGCAGAACAAGGGGCUUCUUCAUCUGAGAAUGCCAUUCCAGAAUCCACUAUUCCAAAUCCAAUCGCUAUCGAAAUUGCUUUGCCGGCAAAUGAACAAUCGAGUGUGAUUAGUUUCCAAAGUAGUGCCAAUGAAACUAUUGAUUCAAUUAGCCAAAACAUCACUAUUAUGCCAUCUACUUCCCACUUGACUUGUUUCAAUCUUGUGUUGCCAGGCUCAAAGGUUCCAUUGGAUGAAAAUGUUACUAUGGAGGAACUUUUGCAAGAUGAAAGUGAAGGAGUGAAAUUGGAAUUGGUCGAAAAGAAUUAUACUUUGAAGACCGUCAGGGAACACGUCAUGAAGAUCAGAGAAAACUGCGGGCUUUUACAGUUUGACAAUUCUGAUCCUUUGGGGGUUGAAUAUUCUGGGAUUGAUUCUGGUAGUACCAAAUUCUCUGAAUUGCACUUCAACGAGAAGAAAUUCGAAAAGACUGUUGAUGAAAAGACUGAAGGAGAAAAAGAUGACGCUCCACAAACUGAAAGCUAUAAACUUACCAAUGAAGAUAAGAAAGAGUUUGAAACUCUCAAGUCUGCUAUUGUCGAAGGAUCCGAUGCUUCCGCAGAAGACUUAUUGAUAACUAAGAACCCUGCCCAAUUGAAACCAGCUUUGAAGAACAUGUCUUUGUCCGGCUGGAAUCCAGUUUCCUCUUAUAGCAAAUUGAACGAAGGACACUUAUUAUAUUUACAAGUCCAAACAUUAGAAGGUGACAAUCAUCACAUCACUGCCACUAUUAAUGGAUUUUACUUGAACAAUUCUUCUAACUCCAGAUUCGACCCAAGUUUGAAAACCAAGAAUUUGCCACAUAAGAAGUUGGCUGCUCAAGGUAACAAGAAGUUCCAUUCUUUAUAUAACUUGAUACAACUUUUGUCCGAGAAAUUCAAUGAAGUUGAAGAAUCCAACAGAGAUUUGCUCAUGAGCACUAAUCCAUUGAAAUUUUUGAUUCCAACUAACUCAUUCCUUUCUAAUCCAUGGAUUGCCGACCGCCCAAGCUACAACCAACAACCUGACUUUGGUAAAACCCAAAUUCAAUUCCUUGUUGGUGGUUCUGAUAGCGGUGAUUUGUUGCGUUCUUGGAACGAUGACUACCAACAGUUUAUUGACUUCCCAAAGGCCAAUUUAACUGAACGUAUUGCCCGUGAACGUUUGCUCAACAAGACCGGAUUUGAAUUCGCUACUGCUGCCACCAAGACCGCCGUGGCUAUCAUUAAUGGUGAUAUUCCAGCUUUGGAUAUCUCCGAAACCAAUUUAAAAGAUAAGAUUUUCCUUAGAAACAAUAUUUUCUAUUCUUUUGCCAUUGAUUCAAGCAACCAAUACGCCAAUGCUGGUGGUGAAGAAGCUGCUCGUUAUGCUGCUAAGAAGGAUCUCGUGGCCAUUAAGAAGUUGAAUAACUUGGAUGAUGGGAAAGUGAAAUAUGCGAUGACCACCAUUGUUGAUUACGCUGGUUACCGUGUUGUUUGUCAAGCUCCAAUUCCAGGGGUUUUCAACCAGGUCAUCCCAUUACAGGAAGAAGACUUUGACGAAAAUGGCCAAUUAAAAUCCGAAGAAUUGUCAUCUCGUAUAACUGAAAAGGUUGCCUAUGGCUUUGGCGAUGAAUUUAACAAAAUUAAUGACACCAAAUUAUUCGAAAAAUCUUUCAAGACAAUUAGUGAUUACUUCCAUUUGAAAAAACACACUGUUUGGUCACAAUCUGCCGAAGGCGAACAUAGCAAUGUUACUGAAUUGGUUACUUCUUUGGAUACCAAGGGUCUUAAGGGUAGUGACGAUAGAUUGUAUAUCAUUGAUAUGUACAAAACUACUCCAUUGGAUAUCAAAUUCAUCGAAGAAAAUUGCGAUGAAUCAAAGGAGGAUAGCUAUCCAUUCAGACAAGUGUUGUUGAGACAUGAAUUGGUUGAUGAAUGGUUCAGAAGAAACGUUGCCAAAGAGAUCAAGGCUGAAAGUGAAAAGUUGAGCGAUGAAGAUAAGAGUCAAGAAGAUGGACCUAAGAUCACCGUCGAUGCCGCAAAAUUCACUUUCAAUCCUGACGCCUUUUCCCUUAAGGGCAAACCAGAGGAUCUCAGUGCUGAGCAACUUAAAGAAGUCAAGGAAGAUGAAGAUUGUGUUAGACAACUUGGUGAUUUCUUGCACAAUACCAUCAUUGAAGAAUUUUUGGCGGAUGUUUUCACUGGAAAGGCUAUGGUUCCGUUAGAUGGUGAACACUUAACUGAAACUUUACACAAACAGGGUAUCAAUUUACGUCAUUUGGGAUUGUUAGCCAAAAAGAUCUUGGAAUCUAAGGCGGAAACUGAAGAGAAAAGAAAGGUUGAAUUGGAGCAAAUCGCAAAGGAUAAUGAAUUGAAAGAAGAAGAAGAUAAGAAAAAGGAGGCUGCUAAGAAGGAAAAGGAAGCUCAAGAAAACGAUGAAUCAAAGGAAACCACUGAAGAGGCUGAAGAAGCUGAAGAAGAUAAUUCCAUCUUUGACAUGAACAAGGCUGCUGCUGCUUAUAACAGUUUCUACAAAGUCAUUGUUCAAGAAGUGAUUGCUAGAACUUCUAAGCACGUCUUACGCUCUUUGACUGAUGUUGCUGGUAUUGAAUUCGCUCCAUCAAUCGUUUCUCACUUUUUAAACCUCUUAUUUGGAUUUGAAAUCAACAGCAAACCAGAAUUCAAAUUGCAAGGAUUUUUGGAAUCUGCUUAUGACUUGUCAUCUCCAGAAUUGGCCGCUUUGAAUGAAAAAUUGUCAAGCUUGUCAACCUGUGACGCUUUGAUUGCUUUAGUUUCCAGAGAAGCUUUCAAGAGAUUCAGAUUGGAAUUAUCUGUCGAAACUAUUAAGAAAUUCAUUGCUUUUAACCCAAUUUCUUUACUCAGAGAAAUUUCCAUGAAAUUUGGUAUUCAAUUACUCGCUAAGGAUUAUGCUUUUGAUGAAGCUACCUUCGAGAAAUUUGCCGCUGCAACUGCCGUGCAACCUGCUACCUCUUCUAAUGCCCCAGUUUCAAACUCCAAAGCUAAGAAGAACAAGAAGAAGAAUAAUGCCACAACUCCAUUAGCCCAAGACAUUUCAAAGCCUCAAAACACCAUUUUCACUCCAUCCAAUGUUCUCAAUUUGGUUCCAAAGAUCAAUGAUUGUACCUUUGAAUCAUCACUUGCCCAGGAAAUUUUGAACACUGGCCGUGAAUACAUUUACAGCACUAUUCCACCAAGCACCGAAGAAGACGCUGAAAAGGCCGCUAAACAACGUGAGGAAAACGUUAACCUCGGGGUCUCCUUGGUUCUCGAAUCUCUUUCUUUGCAAGAACAAGUCUACGGCAGUAUCCACCCUAAGAUCGCUGAGAUUUGUAGCACUUUAUCCAACAUUUACGCCGAAAUUGGCCAGGUUGAAGUGGCUAUUGAUUAUGCUAAGAGAUCUUUGAUUGUCGGUGAAAGAGUUUACGGUAUUGAUUCAUACAAGGUUGUAUUGUCUUUAUUGAACUUGGCAUUCCUUCAAAACAUCAACGGUAGCCAAAUUGCCUCUAUUGAAACUUAUCAAAGAAUUUUGGACAUUUUGAAACUCAAGAGUAACAACAGUAUUGACAAGGAAAUCAGUGAAGAAGACUGUUUGUUGGCCUCCAUGCAUCCAUUGAACACCACCGUUAUCAGCAACAUUGGCUUCAUUUACAGUAGCUUAGGCUUGUUUGAGAACAAUAUCGACUUGUACGGCAAGGCUAUUGAAUUGAGUGAGAAAUUUAACGGUAAAGAAUCUAAUGUUACCAUGAUUUUGAGACGUAACUUGUCACAAUUAUAUCUUGAAAGUGGCCAAUUCAGUUCAGCCCUUAGAGAAUAUAACAAAUUGAACCAUUUGUUGAAAAAGAACGUUGGGUUGAGACAUCCUAUUACCAAAGAAUCUUACUUGUGGAUGGAAAGAUUAGUGAGAUACACCUAUGAAACUGGCAAGUACAACAAAAUGGCUCAGCAAUCCAAGGCUAAACAAUCACAAACUUUACAAGCACAAACUUCACAAGCACAACAACAGCAACAACCUGCUCCAUCCAAGAAGAAGAACAAGAAGAAGAAGAAGAAGACCACUUAA
Molecule: messenger RNA, 4083 nt
Organism: Saccharomycopsis crataegensis
Lineage: Eukaryota; Fungi; Ascomycota; Saccharomycetes; Ascoideales; Saccharomycopsidaceae
Gene: CLU1
Product: translation initiation factor 3 subunit CLU1
Exons: 1
Coding region: 1-4083 (1360 amino acids)
Biological process (GO): intracellular distribution of mitochondria
Cellular component (GO): cytoplasm
Molecular function (GO): protein binding; mRNA binding
Source: RefSeq, a predicted model, not a curated record